AUGGCGCCAGGCACAAUCAUCGAUGAGAACCUAGCGUUGAGCAAUGGUCACACGAAGGACGACAGUGUUAGUCCGACAUAUACUGAAGACGAGCAGGCGGUGCGAUGUGUUCGGAAGCUGUUGAUCGAUAUUGUUCGACAGAAUGGAGGAGGCCAUGGCGGAUCAGCAAUUGGCAUGGCACCGUUGGGCGUCGCCCUUUGGCGUCACACAAUGCGCUACAAUCCCUCGAAUCCGGCGUGGUUCGACCGAGAUCGGUUUGUCCUAUCGAACGGGCAUGCAGCAAUGUUCCUGUACACCAUGCUGCACCUUACUGGGUAUCCACACAUGACUCUCGAUGAGCUCAAGAUGUAUGCAAACCCCAAAGCAGUGGAUUCUGCCACUGGCAAGUGGAAGUCAACCAUAUGCCACGGUCAUCCCGAGAUCGAGGUACCUGGUAUCGAAGUCACGACUGGUCCUCUCGGGCAGGGUGUGGCAAAUGCUGUGGGACUGGCAAUAGCCUCCAAACAACUGGCGGCGAAAUUCAACCGGGCGGACCACGUAUUGAUACAGUCGAGAAUCUAUUGUACCACGGGUGAUGGCUGCUUACAGGAGGGUGUUGCGCAAGAAGCAAUGGCUAUUGCUGGUCACCUAGGCCUCGAUAACCUGGUACUUUGUUACGACAACAACGCCGUUACUUGCGACGGACCUCUUGAGUGGAUCGUGUCAGAAGAUACGAAUGCGAAAGUACGCGCACUGGGUUGGAAUGUCAUCGACGUUUUCAAUGGCGACGCUUCGGUGACUGACAUCGUCGCUGGCUUGAAGCUCGCGAGUUCUACCAAAGGCCGGCCUACGAUGGUCAACAUUCGUACCACGAUUGGCUAUGGAACCUCAACGGCUGGCACAUUCAAGUCUCAUCAUGGCACAUACUCCGAUGAUGAUGCUGGUCUCUAUGCCGAACCUGAGGAUCGUGAGCCGCACAGGAUUUCACAGAUAGGCAGAACUUACCUCGACGCUACGAAGGAUGGCAAGAACACAGAGGACAGCUGGAAGAGUCGACUAACUAGGUAUACUGAGAAGUAUCCCGAAGACGCCCAAGCAUUACAUGAUAGGAUGAGAGGUGUCCAUGACUACAAAUCUGUGCUCGAUUCAAUCAAGGUCCCUCAGGACAUAUUGGCGACACGGCAAUUCAAUGGAAUGGUUGCUGGUGGUGCGGAUUUAUGGAACUCGAAUCAGCUCGGGGAUCAGUCGUCACGCAUAUUCGACGCCAACAACCAGACAGGGCAGGUAAUCCGUUAUGGGAUCCGAGAGCACGCCAUGGCGUCUAUAUCCAAUGGGAUAGCUGCAUACCACCCAGGCUCUUUCAUCCCGAUCACUGCCACUUUCUUCAUGUUCUACCUCUACGCGGCCGCUGGCGUACGCAUGGGAGCGUUGUCAAAUCUCAAAGUCAUCCACAUAGCGACGCAUGACUCGAUUGGCGAAGGACAGAAUGGUCCCACACAUCAACCUGUCGAACUCGAUAGUCUGUUCCGUGCCAUGCCGAAUAUGUUAUACAUCCGUCCUGCGGACGCUGAAGAAGUGGUGGGAGCCUGGGAUGUGGCAUUAUCCUCAGAGGGACACUCUGUCAUGAUCUCCCUGGCCCGAGAUCCAGCUGCUAUCAAGAUGGAAGCGACUGAUAGGAAGAAGGCUGCACAUGGGGGCUACGUCGUCGUGGAGAAUGCUGAGGCAGUGGUCACCUUGAUAUCUUGCGGAUCAGAGCUACAGUUUGCUGUGCAGGCAGCAUCGGAACUAUCGGCGAGCCACAAAAUUGCAACCCGGGUUGUCAGCAUGCCGUCGAUCCGUCUGUUUGAGCAGCAAUCCGAAGCAUAUCAAGACGAAGUCCUCGGCAAUGCUCCUCAUGUGAUCAGCGUCGAAGCUUACAUCGCGACAGUUUGGGCUCGCUUCUGCACAGCAUCAAUCGCUAUGGAUUCAUUUGGCUACUCAGGUGGAGGUGCUGCCAACUUUGCGAGAUUCGGCCUAGACACAGCAGGUGUCGUUCGUAAGGUGAAGGCGCAUGUACAAGGGUCGCAGUCGACAAAGAGGUCUCGUUGGACGCUGUUGCAGUAG
Recurvomyces mirabilis is the source of this 2082-nucleotide messenger RNA. RefSeq lists its product as uncharacterized. Gene Ontology annotation, biological process: pentose-phosphate shunt. The coding region runs from base 1 to 2082 and encodes 693 amino acids. The record is from RefSeq and is a predicted model, not a curated record. Gene Ontology annotation, molecular function: transketolase activity. Gene Ontology annotation, cellular component: nucleus; cytosol. Lineage: Eukaryota; Fungi; Ascomycota; Dothideomycetes; Mycosphaerellales; Teratosphaeriaceae. The transcript has 2 exons.